AUGGUCGAAACGACGCAAAUCCGGCGGGACCUAUAUUUGGCGUCGCUCACGCUCACGAACCUCAAUUUGUUCCACGCGGCGAAAUGGUGUUCCGAGGCGCUCAAUGGUCUCGUUUCCACCACCGAACCAUUCGAUUUCCUGCCGCCGCCGCUUCUGGAGGACGAACAGGCAGACCAGUUCCAGCUACUAUUGGCGAAAAAUUACUUCAACUGCAAGGAGUUCUUGCGUGCGUCGCGCGCGUUGCAGAACUGUCGGAGCGGCAAUGGGUACUUCUUCAAGCUCUACUCGUUGUACAUCAGCCUAGACAAACAGGUGUCUGAGGAGCUGGACGGAAUCCUCCACUUGAACCCCAAGUCGGUUGUGCAAGAUGGCGACGGCGAGGAUUUUGCUCGGAAAUCGCUGGAGGUCUCGGGAGAGGUGAAGAAGACGUACGUCUCCAUCAUUCUGGAUGCGGAAAAUUUCAUGAAGGAACACGGUCAAGAAAAUAGUUUUCUUUUGUAUCUUCUUGGUAUCAUCUAUAAUCGUAAGUCUUGCCCUCAGGAGGCACAGAAGAAUCUAGCCCGCUCGUUGGAACUCUUCCCAUAUAAUUGGAGCUGCUGGCAAGAGUUGUUUUCUACGUUUACUUCCUACAACGAUGUGACUGAGUUUUCCGAAUUGAUAAGAAACUCUUCGUCAAUACUAGCGUCAUCUGUCAUGUUCCAGAUGUUCGAGCUCGUGGCCCUACAGGAGUUCUACCAACAACAGCCCGUGUUCGAGGAGAAACUCACACAACUAUCGACCAUAUUUCCCAAGUUUUCAUUUCUUGAUGUUCAAAAGUUUUUAGUCGCAUAUCAUCGCCUUGACUACUACCUGGCGGAGUCGAUUUUCGAUGACAUUCUCCUCAACGACCCAAUGCGACUAGACGACUUAGACACGUACUCAAACAUGUUGUAUGUCAUGGAGAAGAAAUCCAAACUCUCCUAUUUGGCUCAAUAUGCCUCUCAUAUCGACAAGUUUCGGAGUGAAACGUGUUGUGUCAUUGCAAAUUAUCACUCCAUGAAAGGAGAGCACGAUAAGUCUAUCAUGUACUACAUAAGAGCGUUGACGCUCAACAAGAAUUGUCUCAGUGCCUGGACGCUCAUGGGCCAUGAGUUUGUCGAGAUAAAAAAUUCCCAUGCUGCUAUCGAGUCUUAUCGAAGAGCUGUUGACAUCAACCCCAAAGAUUUCCGGGCAUGGUAUGGCCUCGGACAAGCGUACGAGGUUCUCGAUAUGCAUUUGUAUGCAUUGUACUUCUAUCAAAAAGCCACCAAUCUACAACCAACUGAUAAACGAAUGUGGCAGGCAAUCGGAAAUUGUUUUGAAAAGAUCGAUAAAUUAGAGGAGGCUAUACAGUCGUUUGAAAAAGCUUUGGCAAUUGACAACAGUAACAAGCUCAAUGACGGUUCUGUGGCUCUAAGUGCGGAACCUCAUAUAUGCUACAAACUUGCUGUCAUUUCCGAUAAGUUGGGUCGCCAACGAGAGACUUAUAAAUACAUGCGCCUUUGUUUUGAGCAAGAGCUGGAGUGGGGCAUUACAGAUGAAAUAUCCAAAGCUCGUCUUUGGUUGGCUCGCCACGCUUUGGAAAGCAAACGGUUCGAGGAGGCAUAUGAAUUGGCAAAAGAGUUCCACUUAACUAAUGCAAAUAGUGUGGAGGAGGCGCGGGCUAUCGCAAAGGAAGCUAGAAGUCGCAUGAUUAAGUGA
Messenger RNA from Australozyma saopauloensis, 1719 nucleotides. RefSeq names its product anaphase promoting complex subunit (gene CDC23). Gene Ontology annotation, cellular component: anaphase-promoting complex. Gene Ontology annotation, molecular function: protein binding. The record is from RefSeq and is a predicted model, not a curated record. Gene Ontology annotation, biological process: positive regulation of mitotic metaphase/anaphase transition; cell division; anaphase-promoting complex-dependent catabolic process. Bases 1 to 1719 code for a protein of 572 amino acids. The transcript has a single exon. Lineage: Eukaryota; Fungi; Ascomycota; Pichiomycetes; Serinales; Metschnikowiaceae.